AUGCCUUCAAUAGCACGAUAUGGGAAUGACACAAGCAGUGUGCUUCAGCAAAUUGUUACUUCUUCCUCGGAAACAGAUACGCUGGAUCAACUGAUCCCUUAUAUUAAAGAUUACAGCUAUGGGAACAAGACUUCACAUCUGCUCAGCCAGCUAUCUGACUUGGCUGCUGAAAGGGAAACAGAGAUUGAGCGACAAUGCAAUGCCAAUCACCAAGAGUUUACGAGUUCCGUGCAACAGCUUCUUCGGAUUCGUGAAGGGACCGUGACCUUGACGCAUGAGAUCCUCGAACUGAACCAGUCGAUCCAAGCCAGUACAGAAAAGCUAGUUGACCAGAAGAAAGCGCUUGUAGAAUGUCGUGGGGUGAGGCAAAACAUAGACGACGCCAGUCAUGCUUUGCAAGAUUGCUUAGAAGUCCUUCGCCUCGCCAACCAAGUGCAAGAGCUCCGCGACCAGAAGAAACACUACGCAGCUCUACGAGCUCUCGAUGAGCUUCAGAGUGUCCAUCUACAAAGUGUGACACAAUACAAACUGAGCGAACUGAUCCAAAAGUCUGUUCCAGCCAUUCAAAAAUCCAUCGCCGAAGCCGUCAUGGCCGACCUCAAUACCUGGCUCUUUCGGGUUCGGGAAAUGUCGCAAUACCUUGGCGAACUAUCCUUCUAUCACACCGACCUGCGCCAGCAACGUCUCAAGGAGCGGUCUGAAAGGAAUGCGUACCUGGGGAAUUUCAAGCUCAACUCUGCAAUCGAGCUGGUAGCUGAUGAACACGAGGAGUUUGACCUCCUCAAAAGCGAAGACCUUGAAGUCGAUUUCACUCCUCUUUUCGAGGCAUUACACAUCUACCGCUCUCUCGGCCAAAUGGACAAAUUCAAGUCAGACUACACAAACAGCCGCCGGGCACAGCGCGACCUUCUCCUCCAAAACACAAUCUCACUGGUCGACGAAGAGCUGGGAGACCUACACACAUUACUCGAGGAUAUCGCAGGCUUUGCUAUCAUGGAACGCGCCACUAUGAAAAAGGUGCCAGAUCUGCGGUCCACUACGGACGUUGAAGAGCUUUGGGAUUCUCUCUGCCGAAAGGGCAUCUCGCUCAUGUCCAAAGCUCUCGGCGCAGUCGACAACGCCGAACACCUGCUGAAAAUCAAAAAUCUUAUAUCUCUCUUCAUCCAGACCAUGAACACCUUCAACUUUAACACCUCAUCCGUUUCCAACUUCGUCCUCAUCCUGUUCGACAAGUACGCGGAGCUUCUGAAGCAACGAUUCUCCGAGGACUUCAUCGAGAUUGUCAGUACGGACGACUACAUGCCGAUGCCGAUCCAGAACGCGGAAGAAUUUGAAAAAGUCGUUAAUGUCUCAUGGUACACGCCCGACCGACCGGUGCACGAAAUGACAUUCCCGACCGUCUUCCCAUUCUCUCAGAUGUACCCGCUCUGCUGCAUCGACAUCCGCAACUUCCUGAACCAGUUCUACUUCUUCAGCUCGCAAGACGAGGCACCGUCGCCUCUCACCACACGCAUCGACGCCAAACUUCUCACCUCGCUGGAUGAUCUCCUCUGCACCAAGGUGUGCGCGAGCCUCGUCUCCAAGCUCUCCUCCCAAUACCUCGGUCAAAUCGUGCAGAUCUUGAUCAACCUCUCCCACUUCACGACAGCAUGCCACGAGCUCGAGACGCUCCUCGCGUCAGCGCGCACCUCAGCACAGGCAGGCCCUGCCAUCACGCUGCGCGCGACGUCGCAGUUCUUUCAGCACCAAAAGACGGCCGAAAACCGCAUCUUCGAACUAGUCAACAGCAAGGUGUCAGACCUCAUCGAAACGGCCGAGUACGACUGGCUUUCACGCGACGCACCCGCCGAACCGUCCAACUACAUCCUCACGCUGACGCGCUAUCUCGCCAACAUCAUCAACUCGGUGCUCCUGUCGCUGCCGUCGUCGCUCAAGGACCUCAUGCUGUUCAACGCCAUCUCGUACACGGCGUCCGCGAUUCUUUCCCUCCCCCUCUCCCCCUCGGUCGAACGCAUCACCACGACCGCCAUCGCCCAACUGUCCAUGGACAUUGACCACUUCCGCAGCUACGUCGAGACCCUCCCGAACAACUCCAUCCUGCUCGAAUGUCUCGACGAGCUCAUCCAGACCGUCGCCCUCAUGUCCACCGACCAGCCCGACGAAUUCUACGACAUCUCCCUACGGAACAAGAAGUACCGCAACGUCGACCCGCUCAAGGGCCCGCAGCUGUUGGAAAAGGUCGUACGCGUCCCCGUGCAAAGCCCAACCGCAGGUAAUGGUCACAACCGGGGGAGUAGCAGCGGUACGCCUGGCCCGCAGAGCCCGGCGUCUGGACAUCAGGUCAGUAUGAGGGGCAAUGCUACAUUUGCCGCCUUGCAAAAUAGGUUCAUGAACUCUGGCAGAUAG
Messenger RNA from Exophiala spinifera, 2406 nucleotides. RefSeq lists its product as uncharacterized. Gene Ontology annotation, biological process: exocytosis; Golgi to plasma membrane transport; intracellular protein transport. Gene Ontology annotation, cellular component: membrane; exocyst. Bases 1 to 2406 code for a protein of 801 amino acids. NCBI's taxonomy places the organism in Eukaryota, Fungi, Ascomycota, Eurotiomycetes, Chaetothyriales, Herpotrichiellaceae. The transcript has 2 exons. The record is from RefSeq and is a predicted model, not a curated record.